Messenger RNA from Didymodactylos carnosus, 483 nucleotides. Lineage: Eukaryota; Metazoa; Rotifera; Eurotatoria; Philodinida; Philodinidae. The record is from the annotation of a GenBank genome assembly.
AUGAAAGAAAGCGACAGUUAUGAAAUUGAUGACGGUACUACUCUGGAGCUCGUCGACAAUAUUGAUAUCGACUUUACGCCUGAUGAUAAUAGUAGCGACUCCGGUUCCAAAUUUACUGCAUUUACGUUGGACUAUAUGAGAAAAGUUGUAGAUUUUGCUCGGCCGGGUAUCGUAUUCACAACAGUACAACGUGAAUUUCCACGCGUAAAAUAUCCAAUGCAAUUAGCACGAUUUCGAGAACAUGUGGAAAACGAUGGAAAUCGUCGACAAAAACUAUCUCGCCUUGAAUUGUCCGUUCUUGAAAAGUUUAAACAAGCACGCGAUACAAAUUUGCCGGUUCACGAUACAGACAUCCGACGAUGGUCAUUAACUCAAGCUGCAGUGGAAGGUAUCGAUAAUUUCCUCGCUAGCGAUAAAUGGUUGUCGAAUUUUAAACGACGAAAUUGGCUCCAGGAAAGUCACGAAAUUUGUUGCAAAACAUGA